CGUCGAAGGUCGAGGAAGCGGUGGAAUGUUACCAACGGGCGGCGAACAUGUUCAAGAUGGCAAAGAAGUGGAGUUCGGCAGGGAAGGCGUUUUAUGACGCGGGGGAGUUACACGCGAAGGCGGGUAGUCGUCACGACGCGGCUAGUAAUUACGUAGACGCUGCCAAUUGCUUCAAGAAGUCUGAUACAAACGAGGCGAUCAGCUGCCUGUUGAAAGCCAUCGAGAUUUAUACCGACAUGGGUCGUUUUACGAUGGCAGCCAAGCAUCAUCAAAGUAUAGCCGAGAUCUACGAAAGCGAGGCGGUCGACCUGGAGCGCGCGGUGCACCACUACGAGCAGGCCGCGGACUAUUUCCGCGGCGAGGAAAGUAACUCCUCCGCGAACAAGUGUCUCCUGAAAGUCGCGCAGUACGCCGCGCAACUUGAGAAUUACGAUAAAGCCAUUCGGAUCUAUGAGCAGGUCGCUUCCGCGGCAUUAGAAAGUUCUUUACUAAAAUACAGCGCCAAGGAUUACUUCUUCCGCGCUGCGUUGUGCCACUUGUGCGUGGACUCGUUAAACGCCCAGCACGCGAUCGAGCGUUAUCAGGAGCAGUAUCCCGCUUUUCAAGAUUCUAGAGAAUACAAACUGGUUAAGACGUUGAUAGAGCAUUUGGAGGAACAGAAUCUAGAAGGUUACACAGAAGCGGUGAAGGAAUACGAUUCAAUUUCAAGAUUGGAUCAGUGGUACACGACAGUAUUGUUACGUAUAAAAAAGCAAAUUAAUGAUAAUCCGGAUUUACGCUGAUCAGUUGCGCUCUACUUGCGUUAUUUUCUGGCAACGAUAUUCCCAGACCAUGCGUAUUCGUUAUUGAGUCACACUCUAUUUUCAGUGGAAACUAUAAAGUAGUUUCAUUUUUAUAUUUAGAUGUAAUUGGCCCGUAUUAUCAUUGCUUCCUCGUGCAAUUUUUCUUAUUUACCUUAUUUACUACAUCUUUUUAAAUCGUUAGCGUAUCCAUGAAGUCACAUGGAGAAUCACGGUAUGCAAGAAUGUGAGAGACGAUUAUUUCGAACGUCGUAAUCCUCAUGAUUAUUUUUUAUUAAUUAAAUACACAGCCUUACUGUCAGAUAUUGGCGAGUAUUACACCGAGAAUGUCGUUGUUUUUUUGUUGUUGUAAAGUAAUAGAGCCUACGGUCUUUAUUUCUCUUACUUUGUGUACUUUGUAAAUCUCUUCCUUUCAAAAAUCGAUAUUCUUACUACAAAUUAACCAAGA
Molecule: messenger RNA, 1248 nt
Organism: Temnothorax curvispinosus
Lineage: Eukaryota; Metazoa; Arthropoda; Insecta; Hymenoptera; Formicidae
Product: alpha-soluble NSF attachment protein-like
Exons: 4
Coding region: 48-782 (244 amino acids)
Biological process (GO): SNARE complex disassembly; intracellular protein transport
Cellular component (GO): SNARE complex; vacuolar membrane
Molecular function (GO): soluble NSF attachment protein activity; syntaxin binding
Source: RefSeq, a predicted model, not a curated record